Lethenteron reissneri (Far Eastern brook lamprey) is the source of this 3486-nucleotide messenger RNA. It is a transcript of the gene ILVBL, whose product is annotated as ilvB acetolactate synthase like. Gene Ontology annotation, cellular component: acetolactate synthase complex. Gene Ontology annotation, biological process: L-valine biosynthetic process. The record is from RefSeq and is a predicted model, not a curated record. Lineage: Eukaryota; Metazoa; Chordata; Hyperoartia; Petromyzontiformes; Petromyzontidae. Gene Ontology annotation, molecular function: acetolactate synthase activity; magnesium ion binding; thiamine pyrophosphate binding.
GUAGCGGUGGUGUCGGUGCUGUCGUGUUUACUUUUCCGAUUUAUCCCCCCCCUCUCUUAUUUUUCCUUUCUUCACUCUUCAUUUUUGUAACUUUGAACGCGACCGACAGACCCCAAUGGGCUGCUGCUGCGCCUUUGAGUGCGUCGCCCUCGUCGCGGUGGCGGCGCUGUCGAUAGCGGCGGCUUACUUCGUCAGAAAGCUUGGCGUCUUCUAUCAGCUGCUGCACAAGGUGGAAUCGGACAGCAGCCGGCACGGUGGGGAGCUGGUGGCGGAAGUUCUGCGUGCUCAUGGCGUGCGCUUCGUCUUCACGCUGGUGGGCGGCCACGUGUCACCCGUCCUCACGGCCAGCGAGAAGCUGGGCAUGCGUGUGGUGGACGUGCGGCACGAGGCCACCGCUGUCUUUGCUGCCGACGCCGUCGCACGGCUUUCGGGUACCGUUGGUGUUGCUGUGGUGACGGCAGGACCGGGUCUCACCAACACUGUCACCGCAGUGAAGAAUGCUCAGAUGGCCGAGUCUCCAGUAUUGCUCAUGGGAGGAGCAGCUGCUACCCUCCUUAAGGGACGAGGGGCGCUGCAAGACAUCGAUCAGCUGUCGCUGUUCAAGCCGCUGUGCAAGCUGUGCAUUACCGUGAGCACUGUGCGUGAAAUUGUCCCCGCGAUCAGACGAGCACUUGCCACUGCCCAGUCUGGCACUCCAGGGCCUGUGUUUGUAGAGUUGCCUAUUGAUGUCCUCUACCCUUACCACGUGGUGCAAAAGGAACUUGCUCCAAAAACAGCACCAAAGGGGCUCAUGGGUAAAAUCAUCAACUGGUACCUUUUGAACCACCUGCGGAACCUGUUUGCCGGAGCUUGGGAGCCCAGGGACAUGUCCCCACUGCCAAUUCAGCGGCCCAUGGCCACUCCUGAACAGGUGCAGAGAUGUGUGGAGUUGGUAAGCCGAGCAAAGAAGCCGGUCUUUCUGUUGGGCAGCCAAGCAACACUGCCCCCUGUACCAGCCAACCAGAUCAGAGAAACACUGGAGCACUUGGGAAUUCCAUGCUUCCUGGGUGGGAUGGCCCGGGGCAUGCUGGGAAGGGACAGCCCCAUUCAUAUCCGGCAAAAUCGCAGGGAUGCCCUUAAGGAGGCAGACCUCGUGAUUCUCUUAGGGACUGUGUGCGACUUUCGACUGUCUUACGGUCGGGUUUUGAGUCGGAAAAGCACGAUAAUAGCUGUAAAUCGUGACCGCUCACAGCUGCUUAAAAAUUCAGACAUGUUCUGGAAGCCGACAGUUGCUGUGCAAGGGGAUCCUGGCUCCUUCUUGGUGAGUCUAUCUGCUGGACUCAAGGGCUACAAGUGUCCUGAAGAGUGGGCUCGUGACCUCAAACAAGGAGAUGAGAAGAAGGAGAAAGCCAACAGCGAGAAGGCAGAGGAGGAGACAGAUCAACACCUCAACCCGCUCAAGGUUCUGCACCGCCUGGAUGACUUGCUAGCGGAUGACAGCAUCAUCGUAGCUGACGGAGGAGAUUUUGUGGGCAGCGCGGCAUACAUCCUUCGGCCACGGGGGCCACUGUGUUGGCUGGACCCUGGGGCAUUUGGAACUCUAGGUGUUGGAGGAGGGUUUGCCCUGGGAGCCAAGCUUUGCCGACCAGACUCUGAGGUAUGGAUCAUCUAUGGAGAUGGUUCACUGGGGUUCAGCAUGGCUGAGUUUGAUACGUUCACCCGACACAAGUUACCGAUCAUUGCGUUGGUGGGCAAUGACGCGUGCUGGUCUCAGAUUGCUCGGGAACAAGUGCCAAUGCUUGGCAGCAACGUAGCCUGUGGACUGGCAUUCACAGAUUACCAUGUGGUGGCCGAUGGCUUAGGAGCACGAGGCUUUCUCCUGGGGAAGGAGAAAGAGUCACAGAUCGACGAGGUCAUUAAGGCGGCGCAAGCUGAAAGUAAGCAGGGCCGCUCGUCCCUCAUCAACACGCUCAUCGGCAAGACCAACUUCCGCGAGGGCUCCAUAUCCGUGUGAAUGUUUGCAGAUCAAAAAUAUGCCACUGAGCACUUUGAUCGAUUCUCAUCAGCAGUGAUGUGCACACUGUAAUAAUAAUGGUAGUUAUAUGGGUUAUGCACCAUCUUGGCACUCAAAGGUGCUUUUGCUCAAUUAUUUGAAGUGUAAAAAUAAAGGAAGGGAAACAACCGUUAGAAUGAGUGUUGUUAAUUAAACCGAUUACAAAUGCAAUUAUGUGACUAGGAAUGCAAUUCAAACUUGAUUAGUCUUCAUGCAGAGAGGUGUACACUGAAAUAUAAAAUGACAAAGAACCACUUUUUUGACUAAACAGGCUCUUUGGAUGAAUGCUGUUAGUAAAAUACACUUAUAAAUGUGUACACACGUUACUAAGCAUGUCCAUACCCAUUAUCACUCAAAUGCAUACAUAGUUAUAAGCUAACGGGCAUUUUUCCCAUAAUUUGCAUUUCUACACACUCGCACGUGUUCGUGCAUCAACUUGUGCAAAAUAUUGGUUUUGUGUGUUGAGAAUGAGUUGUUAUGGAUAUACUUAAGAAAUUAUAUAGAAUCCUGCUAACAUCAGCUAUUGAUAAACAAUUAGAUUCAUAAUCAACGUUUUUGGGUUUAGAUCGCGUUUAUUUAUACAUGUGUCGUAACCCUCCACCACCCGACACGGCCAAUCAGUAAAAAUGUGUCACGUUGACAAAGACAAAUAGUUCACUGCUUUAGCCCACCGGUGUGUUGAAGCCACAACAUUUACAAUUUGAGUACGACGUUUCAAUUAGAUGUUUGUUUUGUCAUUGAUGUGAGUUGAUUUCAAUGUUGUAUUAAAAUUUUAUCUGGUUGAGGUUCAUAUUAGAGCGGUGCUGCUGUGAGCUACAACCAUUACGUAUUAAAGAGUAUUUUACUAAGACUUAAUGUUCUUAGAAUAACUGACAGCCAUUUAUGAAUCGUGAAAUACUACAACCGUUAAAUGUUAAAACGAAGUAUUGUACUAAGGCUGAAUGUUCUUCGGAUAACUUGAAUAAUCAUCAGGUAUGUACGUAUGUUCAACUUCUUCUGCACCGUAUCUAGCCAACCGUGCUAAUUGGACGUGCGCUAAUACACAUUCUUGUUUUAUUCCUUAUAAAACAAGUGAUUGAGUUGCCUGCAUCCCUCUGACAGAAGGACCAGUUUAAUUACAAUUGUGUUGUAUAUGAUUCAUGUGUUUUGGUGAGGGCUGCUUUUGUUAAAUGUUCAAGUGCUAAUGUCCGGGUUAGGUGUUUUUUGGUAUUGAGUAAAAUUUUCUAUGGAGGUGGAAUUUAAUAAUGGCACAAUGGGGUAUUAAUGCCUUUUUAAAGUACAUUUUAAAAUUUAAAACGUAAUGAAAACGUGGCCGGAUUGCCAAUGCCCUCAAGGACUCUUUCCAACGAGAGAGUUUGCUUUGGGUCAAUGGUUUUAUUAUCCACUAAUGUAAGUCAUUACCAAAGCAUGGGCACUGCUGGAAAGUGAAAGUCAUUAAAGAUCCUGUGACAUUA